Molecule: messenger RNA, 3567 nt
Organism: Solenopsis invicta (red fire ant)
Lineage: Eukaryota; Metazoa; Arthropoda; Insecta; Hymenoptera; Formicidae
Gene: Task7
Product: two pore potassium channel protein sup-9
Exons: 5
Coding region: 379-1392 (337 amino acids)
Biological process (GO): potassium ion transmembrane transport; stabilization of membrane potential
Cellular component (GO): membrane
Molecular function (GO): potassium ion leak channel activity
Source: RefSeq, a predicted model, not a curated record
CAGUCAGCAGCAGCGUAUCCCCACGAAACUUGCUCCGUUGGCUCUCGCCGCGAUCAAUACUCGGGGACGGACAGCGUGCAGCGAUUGUUGUCUCGCGAGUACUGUGCAUACUUUCUCGUGGCGUCUCGAGUUCUUAAACGAGUCUUCCAUCUGAUAUGCAAUAUAUAUUAUUCGCAUGCAUAUUCAUUUUUUCAGUGCAAAAUACAUAUUUAUUUAGACGCUGUGUACAAAGUACUACCCUGUCUAAAUGCUGCGCCUUGCGAAGAGCAUUACUAUCAGGGAAAAUCUCGGGAAACUCGUCGAGAGAGUGAUUGUUGAAUUUUUUACUCUGUAGCGCGUUUAGACGCGCGAUAUUUUUGCAAGGACAAAGCGACGAAAAUGAAGAGACAGAAUGUCAGAACUUUGUCGUUAGUAGUGUGCACAUUUACGUAUCUACUUGUUGGCGCCGCAGUAUUUGACGCCCUUGAAUCGGACACUGAGAGAAAACGCUGCGAAUUUCUCACGGAGAUACGCAAUAAUUUUAUAAGGAAAUAUAAUAUGACGUCAGACGACUACAGAAUGGUUGAAAUUGUAAUAAUGGAAAACAAACCUCAUAAAGCGGGACCGCAGUGGAAAUUCGCGGGUGCCUUCUAUUUUGCCACUUUGGUAUUAGCCAUGAUUGGUUACGGGCAUUCCACUCCUGUGACCAAACCCGGAAAAGCGUUUUGUAUGGUAUACGCAAUGGUGGGAAUCCCUUUGGGAUUAGUCAUGUUCCAAAGCAUAGGCGAGCGAUUAAAUAAAUUUGCCUCAGUCGUGAUUAGACGAGCAAAAACAUAUCUCAGAUGUCAAAGAACCGAAGCUACAGAGAUGAAUCUCAUGCUAGCGACCGGUCUACUUUCGAGUAUAAUUAUUACGACAGGUGCUGCUGUGUUUUCGAGAUACGAGGGUUGGAGUUACUUUGAUAGUUUUUAUUACUGUUUUGUAACGCUCACGACUAUAGGUUUCGGUGAUUAUGUCGCUCUCCAGAAUGACAAAGCACUUUCCAAUAAACCUGGAUAUGUGAUUUUGAGUUUAGUCUUCAUCCUAUUUGGCUUGGCUAUAGUCGCUGCCAGUAUUAAUUUACUCGUAUUGCGUUUCAUGACAACGGAUUCCGGUGAGGCACAUCGCGACGACACCGAACUGCAAUCUGCUUCGCAUCACGUUUUGACGUUAGACGGCGAGGUUGUAGCGGUAAACGGAAAGCUUCUGGCCGGCCACGUGCCUAUCGUGCAUGACACGGACGAUUGCGUGAGCGUAUGCUCCUGCACUUGUUUAGGUCCAGCCAAUUCCGAGCUGCUGGAUCCUUCCGGGUAUCAAGGUUACCGACCACCCCCAACUUCUGCCAAUCUCCGGGUGAAACGCGCGUCCGUCUGAUGGAGAGAGUUUCGUCGUCGCAGUCUACGUCGCCGAUUUUCAAAGGCCGACGGCCGAGAGUUACUCGGUAUCGAUGUUUAAAAUUGCUGAUUCCCCGCACAAAACUCCUCGUAAUAAGAAAAUACCGCGCACUGUGAUACAUCCACGAAGAACGAUUUAUAAUAUUUCGUAUAAAGAUUUUCACGCUCUGUGCGUGGAAAGUAAAAUUAAAAAAAAGAAAAAAAGCAUUUGAUGUUUGAUACAUGUGAUCUGAUUGUUGAUUGUUGUUCGAAUCCUGGCUAAAGCCUACAAAGGGACAUUUGAAUAACGUAUUCCCGCUGUACUUCCUGCUGACGUUAUAUCGAUAUGUAUUUCUGAACAGGUUGAUGCAUUUUGAUAAUUAAUGUUGCUCAACUGUAUCGACUGUAUUUUUUUAUGUUGAGUAUACAUGUAUUAUAUGAAUGUUGUACAUACAUAUAACAUGUUACGCUUGAUUUGUCAAGUAAAUACGACGAGUGAUAUCGUAACAAUCGUUUCUGUCGGUAAAUAUCAAUACACAACAUUGAUUAUUCGAAUAUCCGAGUAUUUCUUGAAAAAAGUGUAGUAUCCAGUAAACCUCAGAAGGAGCAUGUGUAAACUAUCGAAUCGCGAAUUAUCGAGAAGACGAUGGUGCAUUUAUACAUAUAUCAUACUAGUCAAUGUUACAUUAGUAUAUAAAAUAUGUGCAUAUAUGCAAAGUGGAGAAGCAUAAAUUGCUUCGAUAAUAUAAAAGUUUUCACAUUAGAAAAUUAACAUUGUUUUUUAAUUACGCAAACCAAUUUUUUUGCAAUUAAAGUUUUAUUUUUAUAUUUAUUAUCUAUCUGAUAAAACUGUAUUCUGUUUUACAUGGAUCUUUAUGUUUGUCAAUUAGAAAAUAUUUUCAAAUAUACAAAAUAUAAAUUUGAAUUGACAUUUCGAGUGAGAAAAAUAGAGUUUUGCUGUUAAAUACAUUUGAGAAUGUUUAGUCUUACAGGCUCGUAUUACAUCGCAAAAACUAUAUGAAUAUAAACACGAUAGAAGACUAUUAUAGAUAUUACGAGACUCAAUAGUGUAAUAUUAUAUACAUAUUUCCAUAUUUAUAUUUAUAAAAAUCUUGCCUCAAGUGAAAUUCGACGUGAUCACUUGUAACCAAAUUAAAAGUAUAUAUGUAGAUACACAUAAAUGUAUCGUGACUCAUAUUUUUUUAAAACGUUUACAAAAUAAAAUAAAAAGCGCAAAAAAAUACCGGGAAAGACUGAUAGCUUAAAUUAAAUUCAGCGUAAUUGACACUUGUUUCAAUAAAAAUCUUUAAGUCUUUAUUGUUUAGUUGCGUCAAUAAUUUGAAGGUGAUUAUCAGAUUUUUUUAAAUAUUAUGUUAUUUGAAAUAAAAUGAUAAAAAAUUAAAUAACAAUAAAAAGUGAUUUAAUUCUUUCACGUUAGAUGAUUAACGUCGUCACUAACGUCAUUCUUAUUAUAUGUAUAACCAGAUUUUGUUUUGUAUAACCAAAUUUAUUUUAUUUUUACGUUUAUCAUUCAUAUGACAAAAUUCUGUUAACUAAACAUUUAAUUCUUACUGAAUAGUUAAAAGUGCAAUUUGCAUUUCAACAUUGUUUCUACUUAUAUUUUAUUUUCAAUAAUUCUUAAAAAAUCGUGAGAUCAAAUAUUCAUGAAUAAUUACACGAAGAAUUACAUUGAUAGAAUAUUUGAUUGCAAUACUUGUUUUAUUGUAUUUCUCAAUUCAUUAAUUAGAUGAAUUGUGAUCACUAUUAUUAUAUCGUUACAAUUAUGUAUGUACGCACAAGUUAUGUAAUAAUGUUUGAAAAUUUAUUAUUUUUUUAAAUUUAAGCUAAAAUAUAUCGAUGAAAUUCAAAAUUCUUUCCGGAACGCAAUUUUUUGUGCUGUACGUUUAAUGUAUAAAAGUACGCAAAAUUUAUACUUAAAAUAGACAAGCCACUUUAAAUGAUAUGAUAGGUCAUAUGUAUGUAUCUAUUGUAACAUGUUAUUAUAAUGUAUAUGUACGUAUAUCUCGCAUAGCUUACGCGAGUGUAAUUAUACUUUUUAACGAAAAUAAUCUUUUAAUAAUAACAGCGACAUGUGCCAUAGUAUUUAUUUCUUUAGAACUUUAUGUAAUCCUAUUAUAUUUGUAGUAUCUAAAUAAACUUUUUAAAAAACGAGGAA